Messenger RNA from Ectocarpus sp. CCAP 1310/34, 2646 nucleotides. NCBI's taxonomy places the organism in Eukaryota, Phaeophyceae, Ectocarpales, Ectocarpaceae. The record is from the annotation of a GenBank genome assembly.
AUGACCGUGGACACCGGCGUCUCAACCCACUUCCUGGACACCAACCUCCUGCCGGACAUCACCCAGAACAUGACCGAGUACACAAAGAUCGACCCCCCCCUCAUCAUCGACGUCCCCGGCAAAGGGCAGCCCCACAGCUCCGCCAUGGGGGCUCUCAAGGUCACCGUCUCCGAUCGUCAAGGCACCCCCCGCGCAAUCCGCCUUCCUUUCUUCUGCGUCCCCGACCUGGGGCGUCACCUGUUUUCCGGAGGGACAGCGAUGAAGCACGGGGUGGGUGUUCUGUUUACGCCAAAGUCGCCUUGCCUGGACAUGGGAUCGUUUCAAAUUCCUGUUCAACCAGAUGCAAACUGCGACACGCUUUUCCACUUCGACCUGGCCAUCACCGCCGACAGCGUGGCUACGCAGCACGCCUUUGUGACGAUCUCUGGCGCGGACUUGCCGCGCAAACGUAGCGAUCGUCAAGCUUCUUCUGGCAUACUACCUUCGCAGUUAAAUCCGCCCAAGACCCCCGCCAACAUCUGGCACAAAGGACUGGGACAUCCAAGUGUACAAGUGCUGGAAAAAUUAGCUCGCGCGGACGGCAGCGAGGUUCAUCUCCACGACUCUUUCUCGGCAUGUGACACUUGCCACGUCAACAAGUGCGUGCAGAAUAAUCACCCCAAGACUGUCAUAAGCGAUAACAUCACGCAGCCUCUUCAAGUCGUCAGCACCGACCUCAUCGGUCCUAUUUCGCUUCCUGCACUCGGAGGCUACAGCUACAUAUCGAAGUUUAACGACUACAUCACACGGCUCAACGCCGUCUACUUUAUCGCGUACAAGGACGAAGCGCUUUUGCCUUUCGUGAAUUUUACGCAAGAUGUGGCUAUUCCGUCGGGUCUUCGUAUUCAGCGUCUUCAUUCGGACAACCGCAAGGAGUACGUGAACAGCGCCUUCCGCAACUACUGCAAGACCACUGGCGCUGUGCAGACCUUCACUUCGCCCCACACGCCGCAGCAAAACGGCAUCUCGGAGCGCGACGGACGGACUAUUCUCAACAUGACGCGCUGCAUUUUAAAUGAGGCGCGCCUCCCAAAAAUUUUAUGGGGGGAGAUCGCUGCAACUUCGGUCUUCUUGAUAAAUCGUCUACCGCACAAGGCCCUGCAAGGGGACACGCCGUACUACCGCAUGUUCGGCAAACAAGCCGAGCUUUCCUUUCUGCGCAUCAUCGGAUGUCGGGCUUUCGUCCACGUUGAGGGACACACCAACAAGCUACAGCCCAAGGCGUGGGAAGGAAUUCUCGUGGGCUACAAUAGCGACAGUCCUUCAUUUCAAGUGUACAACCGAGAAACAAGACGCAUCACGAGCUCCCGCAACGUCACGUUCAUCGAGGAGCCACCCGCUGUGAUUCCUACAGUCGACGCUUCAGAUGAGUCUGUUUCUGAUUUCGAAGACAAAACGGCAUCGCCGGACGAGUACAUCAUCAACAAGGGUAUUUCGCUUUUGGAGCAAACGGACACCGAAUCAACGGGCACCAGCUCAAGCAACACCAACAGCAGCCGCAGCAGCCCCGCCGCCCAAGAUCCGCGAGCGGGCAAGAUCAGUUCUCGGCUGCGCUCAUCAACUCCGAAUGACCUCCCGCAGCCUGACUACAUCAACCCUCGGCAAGCACGAGCUCUGCAGCAACUUAAUCUGGCAACUAUCGACUCGACACAAGACACCCUGGACUCCUACACCGAGUAUAUUGGAGCCGUCGACAUCGACAGUGUUCUUCCGCCAGCAGCAGUCGACGUGCCCAACACGUACAUGCAAGCCAUGGUCUCACCUCAAGCAACCCAAUGGGAGAAGGCCAUGCGCAAGGAGCUCGACAGCCUCAACGAUCACGCAGUCGCCGACCUCAUCCCCUUCUCCUCUGUUCUCGCCGGCUACAGCAUCAUCGGCACGCGCUGGGUCUACAGGGUCAAAACGGACGGCAGGUUUAAGGCAAGAGUUGUCGUUCAGGGAUGGGCACAGCAGCACGGAGUUGACUGCUUGACGACCUUCGUGCCUGUGUGCCGUAUAGGCAGCCAGCGCCUACUCCUGGCUAUAGCGGCGAGGCGCAUGUCUAGCCCGCGGGAGGGUCAUCUCGCCAACAUCAAAAGCAUUUUUCGAUACCUCCGCAAGAGGCCAAAUCUAUCUCUGGUCUACCGCAAGGACAGCCGCUUCGAACUUCCCUGCUAUUCGGACGCCAGCUACGCUUCGACUAAGGACUACAAGAGCGUCACUGGAUCCAUGGUCUUUCUCGCUGGAGAUCUCAUCUACUUCAGUUCCAGAGUACAAAGGAUCGUCGCUCAAAGCAGCAGCGAGGGAGAAUUCUUCACCAUCAACUCGACAGCGAAACAUGGAGUUUACUUCUCUUCGCUCAUGGGAGAGCUAGGAUGGAGCCAGCUACUCAAGUUCAAGCUACUCACCGACACCCGGAGCGCCCUCUCUCUUUUUUCCAAUGGAACUUUCUCGAACCGCUCGAGGCACAUCAGUGUUCGCUAUGAAGCACUCCGCGGCUGGGUCUCCUCCUCAAGAAUUGCCCUGGACCACGUUCCUUCUUCCCACAUGUUAAGCGACAUCCUGACGAAAAGCCUCGUCAAGGAGCUCCAGGACUGCAUCAUCCGCCAAGUGUCGCUGUUCAUCUAG